Daucus carota subsp. sativus is the source of this 1167-nucleotide messenger RNA. RefSeq names its product ethylene-responsive transcription factor 3-like. Gene Ontology annotation, molecular function: DNA binding; DNA-binding transcription factor activity. Gene Ontology annotation, biological process: regulation of DNA-templated transcription. Lineage: Eukaryota; Viridiplantae; Streptophyta; Magnoliopsida; Apiales; Apiaceae. Bases 202 to 795 code for a protein of 197 amino acids. The transcript has a single exon. The record is from RefSeq and is a predicted model, not a curated record.
UCUCCAUUGCGAAGAGAGAGAUAAACAAAGAGUCAAAAAAAUAUCAAAUAAAAUUUCAAUAAAUGAGAGAAAAAUAAUUAAAUCAUCGAGAGAAAACAAGAAGCCUUUGAGAUUCAAUCAAGGAGAGUUGGUUGGCUUCUGAUUUAUAUAUACAAACUCAUACAAAUCAAUUCUACACCACCACUUUCCGAUCUCUCCGAUAUGCGACGCAACAACAGAUCCAAGCCGGCGACGGAGACGCCGAUCGCCGCUGCCGCCGCCGGUAACGAGCCGAGAUAUCGCGGCGUUCGCCGGCGUCCGUGGGGCCGAUUCGCUGCCGAGAUUCGCGAUCCGUGGAAGAAAACUCGUGUCUGGCUCGGUACGUUUGACUCGGCUGAGGACGCGGCUCGCGCCUACGACGCCGCCGCGAGAUCUCUCCGUGGACCGAAGGCGAAAACAAAUUUUCCGAUUUUUUCGGAAAAUCAAGCCGGCGGCGAUCGGAAUAAUCUCGGCCAGCCGAUUUAUGUGUACCGGCCGACGAGUAGUAGCCUGAGCAGCACGGUGGAGUCGUCGUGUGGUCCGACAGCGGCGGCUUCGAGCACAGCGCCGGCGAGGGUGAAGAACGUGUUCAAGCCGAGAAUUCAGGUGGAGGAUUUCCACAGCGAUUGCGAUUCGUCCUCUUCCGUGGUGGAUGACUGUGACACGACGUCGUUUCACAAGCCGUUCUCUUUUGAUCUCAAUUUACCUCCGCCGUUGGAUGAUGAUAUGGAUAUCGAAAAUCCCGAUGAUUUACAAGCCACUGCUCUGUGUCUCUGAUUAAAGCAAGAAGAUGACAAAAACACCUAAUGGUUAUAUUUCCCUUUUUUUUAAAUGAGAGAAACUUGUUUUUAUUUGCUCCUUUCUUAAAACUUUUCUCUUAUAUAGGUGAUGAUAAUAUUUAGAUUAGUGGAUUUGAUGAAAUAGGGUUUGCUUGAACUCUACUAUUUAUGUUGGAGUUUGGACUGUUGAGUUACAUGGCGCACCCACUCAUUUGUUUGUGUAUUACAGAAGAAAACAUAUGAGAUCUGAUCUUGAGUUUUGUAUCUCUCGAUCUCAUUUCUAUCAACCAUGCCAGUUGCAUUUUGUUUGUUUUCUUUCCUUCACCCUCCCCUGUAUAAAGUUUUCAAUAAGAUUUACACUCUUUUAUCA